CUCUCCCCCUCUCUCUGUCUAUCUCUAUCUCUCUCCCUCUUCUUCUUGCUGUAUUCCUGCCAGCAUCUGUGUCUCUUAGUGUGGGAAUGUAGCAGACUUGGAGGCAGCUCCGCUGUUCAGUCCUGCUGCACGGCUGGACCUCGCACAGACGGCCGGCUGAGAGUGGACAGGACGGGGGCCAUCUAAGGGCAUGAAUUGGAGAAAAAGCGAUCAAACGGAUUUAACCCUCCCAGUCCCUCUUGCCUGAUUGCCGUGCGUCACUGUCUGCCGCUCGACUGCGCUCUCCGGGGAGGGGAUUACCGGCAGCCCGCGUCUGCUGGAGCUCUGCUGGAGAGAGAAGGGGAGAAGGACAAUCAAGGUAGCCCCAGCCCGCUUGGCACGCGACGGGAGAGUGAGCUGCAGACCUGCCCCUGGAGUGGAGCAUCUCGCAGCCACCACCUGGGCUUCACACACACACACACACACACACACACACACACAGGCACGCAGAGGCAGGGCUGUGCCAGCCGCGACGCUCUCCGCGUUGGUGCAGCUGCAGCAGGAGUCGAGCUGCAGCAGGGAGCUGCCCCGCCGUCUUCUCGCACGCACACGGAUUUACGGCACGCUUCCCGACGGCAGCCGCAGCGUCCUGGAUCCGAUGCUCCGUCUGCCAGCGUCGUGGGGUUUUUUUUUUCCCCACCCCUCUCACUCUUGGCUUUUCUCCUACGCUGACCGUCUUGGGAAUUAGCUUCGGCUCUCUGGACGCUGAACUAGAUAGAGGCACGAACCCCCCCACCCCCACCCCUCCCUCACUUACCUCUGCUCUCCGAGUGCGUGUUUGUGCUACAGUGUGUUUGUGUGUGUUAUUACUCCUGGCUUAUAAUUAUUGUGUUGUGGUGUUGUAGGAUCUGUGUUGAUGGGUUUACGUGCAGGCUGAUGUCCUGUGUGCUGUAAAUAUGAUCUGUCUGAGUCUGCAUGUCUCGCCGUAGCCGUGGAUGAGCGUAUGUUUGAAUGUUAAUGAGAUGCGGAGCCCCGGUUGCCUUCCCGGUCCCCUCUCCUCCUUCUUCUGCUUCCUAGCUGGGCUCUGAACUCCAACAGCAUGAGUGAGAGAACAGCACUAGGGGCCACCAUGGAGACCAUGACCCUGGAGGAGCCUGGGGGUGAACAAGACUCUCCCCGGGCCCCGGGGCCCCUCCGCUGUGGCCCCUGUGCAGUGUGGCCUCGCCAGCAGACAUGGCUGUGCGUUGUGCCCUUGCUGAUGGGAUUCGUGGGCCUGGGCCUCAGCCUGAUGCUUCUUAAGUGGAUCGUGGUGGGCUCAGUGCAAGACUACGUACCCACCGAUUUGGUGAAUGCCAAAGGCAUCGGGCAGGACCCCAUUUUCCUCUCCAAACCCAGCACCCUGCCAAAGGGCCCAGACGCCCCCACCGCAUCCACUGCCACCCCAGCCGUUACCAUGGGCCCUGGCUCAGCCGCUGAUGGGACCGGCGCGGUGCAGAGGACUCAGUCAGGCGUACCUUCCAACCACACCUCCAGUGGAGGUGCCGGUGGAACAAGGGGCGCCGGCGCGGUGGGCGGGGCCUCUGGGAACCGAGCCCCUCACCUCCACAAUCGGGUAGGCACGCGAGUGAACGGCACCACCUUCACCACCGCCACCCCACGCAGCACCACCGUCCGGAAGCCCGGGGGCGCAGGUGGCAGCAGAAGCGCGUAUCCCUCCUCCAAAGCUGGCCCACCGAGCCCCACCUCUGUCGCUACGUCCACGACCGCCAUCACCACCACUACUAUGAUGAAAAGCUCCACCCGAGCGCCCCCAUCGAGCAGCACACCUACGGCCCCCUCCAGGCCGACCCAGCGUGUCAACCACGGACGCCCCUCCAAAGGUUCCGCCACCAAGCCUACGCGCCCCCACCACCGCUUCAGAACACUUGCACCUACAGCUCCGACUGUACGCUCCGAGUUCUUCAAGCCCUGCCAAGACAGCCAAGAGCUGGCGUUCUGUCUGAAUGAGGGGGAAUGCUUCAUUAUCGAAACUGUGGCAGGAGUCCACCGACACUGCAGGUGUAAAGAGGGUUAUCGUGGACUGCGCUGUGACCAGUUUGUUCCUAAGACCGACUCCAUCCUCUCCGAUCCAACAGAUGAACUGGGCAUAGAGUUUAUGGAGAGUGGAGAGACCUACCAGAGACAGAUCAUGUCAAUCUUCAGCAUCGCCGUGGGAAUCAGCUUGCUGGGUGUGGCCUGCAUGGCUUUUUACUGCAGAAACAAGAGACAAAGGGAGAAGCACAGAGCCCAGCUGACAGACCUGCGCAGUCUGAGGGACUGCGGUGUCAAUGCCUCUCGGCUCAUGUCCAAUUCCAGCCCCAGGACUGAAUCUGGCCUCCGGCAUCAAAAGUGCUGCAGGGUCCAAGGAGCCUCCCCUACACCAGGCUGCAGUACAGUGCCCAGCAAUUCCAAAGUCCCUGCACCUGAUCCAAUCAGCAAUCUGUCCACAGGAAAACGGCGCAGAAGCUGCUCGCUCUCAACAAGCCCUGCGCUAAAACAGAAGAUAACCAAUCAUCGGUCUGCACCACGAUGGACCCCUCCCAUUUCAAGAGCAGGACAUAAUCUGAUUGGAGGAUCUAGGGAUUCUGUUCACAGCUACAAACAUCUCCAAGAGGUGGAGUCCACAGAUGUUAUGUCAGAAUCUUCAAGAAGGUGCCAGCCCCAAACAGAUGGUAAUCAGUACAGCCACUCCUAUUUGAAUAUGCAAACUGUGGCCUCUGCCCAUUCCAGUGGAAGGCUGACCUACACCGAUGUCCCUUGCACUCGUCUGGACCAGGGAACAGCCUUUCCUCCUCCCUCCCGACGUACCUGCUCUGUUCCCAUCAUCCCCUCUGUUCAGGCACCUGACCUAGGGGACAGGUCUGUGGAUCAAGGGAGCACCGCGCUGCUUUACAAGGGUGGAGCUUCUGCCAGCCAUACCCUGAUCAGACGUGAGACUGUGAUGGAGUCGUUGGUCAGUUCCAGCCAAUCACUGGCCAGCCCUGGUGUGGCACAGGGGUCAAUUGCAUUCACGUGCUCCGAGUCUGCUCUGGGGGGCGAAGCGAAACACAAAAGCCUUGUCACUUACACAACAGCCUUGAGACCAGGAACAGAGUCCAGCAGAGCAAAGACUGUCAUCUCUACGACUGUACUGGGAUCAGGGGAGCAGUCUGCGCAACAGUCCUCCAGCCUUUCUAGAUCCAUGGGAAGACUGGAGCGCCGGCACUCGCGGCCCGCUCAUGGAGGGAUUCCGAGAGAGGAACACGGUGCUCCUUUACAAACUCCAUAUAUCAGGGGAGAGAAAGGCCACCUUUCUGCUGAGCUUAGAGGUGUGUCCUAUCUUACACCCCCCAAGAGCUGACUGAAUAAAUUUAUACAACUCAAGUGAAAUCCGUUACAGUGGGAUUGGACCCCCACCCCCAUGUUGACCAAUCACAAGACUUACUCUCUGAAGUGCAUACGUGCUUUGUGGACUACAGAGGAGACUUGCAAUUACUGAAUUUAAAACACUGGGAAACUGAGAACACGAUGUGAAUAAAUUAUAAAGAUUAAUAACUAUCGUUGGGAUGUUGAUUUAAAGAGCUAUUGAAGAAGAUAAAAGAUUUAUAUGCCACUAUUUAACAAAAGCUUCUACAUAGAAACCAAAUAGUGUGUCAUCUCUAUGUUGUUUCUCGAUUGUAAAAAAAGAACAUAUAAUAGAUGUCAUAACUACAUGUAUGUCAUAUAUAUGAUAUAUAUAUAUAUGACAUACAAUGACAAAAAUAAAGACGCAGAAUAAGGUAAAAACAAGCUUUUCAUUUCAAACAGCUCUGCCAUCAUAUGAUAACCCAGUCCAACUCUGUCUUCUGUCUGUUAUGCUUGAGCACGUAAGGAGAGUUUGGUGGUUCAUGAA
Molecule: messenger RNA, 3889 nt
Organism: Electrophorus electricus (electric eel)
Lineage: Eukaryota; Metazoa; Chordata; Actinopteri; Gymnotiformes; Gymnotidae
Gene: nrg3b
Product: neuregulin 3b
Biological process (GO): intracellular signal transduction; animal organ development; nervous system development
Molecular function (GO): chemorepellent activity
Source: RefSeq, a predicted model, not a curated record